AUGAUGGCGGAGCCGCGCCGGGUGCCGUUCAUUAGUCUGUCACCCGUGAGGCGACGAGAAGGUGAGUCUCCGGUGCUAGAGCGAGAGACUGGAGGGGGCCGCGAGGCAGAGCAGCCAUUAGCGCGUGAGGGCCUGAAGCUACCAGAUCAGCAGGAGCACCAUCACCACCACCACUAUGAUAACAGUCGGGCAGAGCCGCCACCGCAACCCUUCGAAUCCUGUCCUCGGCCAGAGUCUCAUCCUGUGUCGUUACCGCGAGAGAUCAGCCGGCCUGAGCCGACACCAAAGCCACCGCAGCUGCCACCCCACCGAGAGUCCCCAAGGCCAGAAGCACCGCCGCUGUCGUCUCAUCAGCAGCUAAAUCGCGAGAAUAACCGGCAGGAAUCGCCGCCACCACUGGAUCAGACGAUUCGCUUGGAGUUGAUCUUGAAAGAUCCCACGGAGGAGAGCUGCGUGGAGUUCAGCUAUCCCGAGUUGCUAUGGAGUGGCAAGGCCCGGAAAAGCUCUUCACUCAUUGAAGACCCAUUUGAUAAUGAAGAACGUGAGAGACAUGAAGUGGAAAUGCUGGCUAAGAAAUUUGAAACAAAAUAUGGUGGAAAGAUCCACAAACACCGGAAGGACCGAGCCCAAGAUCUGAUAGAUAUGGGCUCUGGUUAUGAUGUAAAUGAUCCUUUCAUCGAUAAUUCAGAAGCUUAUGAUGAAUUAGUUCCUGCAUCCUUGACUACUAUAUAUGGAGGCUUCUACAUUAAUACUGGAAUUUUGCAAUUCCGCCAGGCAUCUGAUUCUGAAGAGGAGGAUUUUACAGGAAGCAAAAAGCAUAAACCAUCUAAAUUAGGUAAACUAAAAGAUGGUGAUGACUGUAGCAUGAAGAAACGAAAGCGAAAAGAGGAAGAGGCAGAAAAGGAGAAAAAGCCUCGGAAAAUUAAAGUUACUAAGCAGUUGGGGGUAAUGGCGUUAAAUUCUCACAAAUCUGAAAAGAAGAAGAAAAAGCUAUACAAGGACUCUUUUUCAUUGGCUGCUAUGAUCAGGAAGUUUCAGAAAGAGAAAGAAGCCUUUAAAAAAAAAGAGGUUAACCUAAAUCCCACAGUAGCAGCUACCUGUUCUACACCUAAUAAACUUCCUAUUGCCCCUGCCAUCAGUGGCAAUGAUGUGUCUGACUUGAAUCUCAGCAUUACAGAUCCAGUCCUUUCUAUUUUUGGCAGCACUAAUGAACGUGAGCUCCUGCAAGAAGCUGAAAGUGCCCUGGAGAUGCUGGGAGAUAUUGAUUUUGACAGGUUGCUUGAUGGUACCUCUAAUGGCAGCCCAGUAUCUGAGCCUUUAGGGGAAAAUGGAAGUGUCACCCAGCCCCCCCAUACUGCUGAGGUCCUGACACUGAAACAAGUGCCUGCCCUCCCAGAAGGUCUGCCAGGACAUCUAGAAAAACGUAUUGAAGACCUUAGAGUUGCUGCCAAGCUCUUUGAUGAAGAAGGCAGAAAGAAAUUCUUUACACAGGACAUGAAUAAUAUCUUGCUUGAUAUUGAGAUGCAGCUACAGGAAUUGAAUCCUACUGUCCGCAGUGGAGUGUACUCUCAUCUUGAAGCUUUUGUGCCAUGCAAUAAGGACACAUUGAUAAAACGUUUGAAGAAAUUGCACCUCAAUGUUCAGGAUGAUCGCUUGAAGGAACCAUUGCAAAAAUUGAAGUUGGCUAUCAGCUGUGUCAUGCCUGAACAACUGUUCAAAUACCAGGAAGAUUGCCAGGCACAUAGUCAAGCCAAGAAUGCCAAAAUGCAAGCAGAAGAUGAGCGAGACAAGAAUGGUUCAGAGGAGGAGGAUGACGAGAAACCAGGAAAGAGGAUUGCAGGUCCAAGAAAAAAAUUCCACUGGGAUGAGACAGUGAGGACUUUGCUGUGUAACCUUGUCAAGAUAAAGCUGGACUGUUAUGAGCUAGAGCCAAAUAAAAGUCAGUCUGCAGAAGAUUACCUCAAGACAUUUAUGGAGACAGAAGUGAAGCCUCUUUGGCCAAAAGGUUGGAUGCAAGCUAGGAUGCUCUUUAAAGAAAGCCGAAGUGUUCAUAAUCAUCUCACAUCUGCUCCGGCAAAGAAGAAGGUGAUUCUGGCACCUAAACCCAAAGGAAAGGACUCUAGCCCAAAGAAGGAGCAGCGAGCAUGUCCCCCUUUUGCUUCAGCUUGUGUUCCUGCUUCAAGUACUAAUGCGCCUAUCAAUGCGGUAACCAGUUGUAUUCCAGCUCCAGAGACAAUCUGCCUGGAUGACUCAUUGGAUGAAGAUCUGUCAUUUAAUCCACCUUCAUUGGAUUCUGUUUCUGAUGCUCUGGCUGCUAUUAAUAAUGGGAUCAAGAGUUCUUCUAUUGUGUCCCCUGUAGACACUUCUGCUUCAAGACCUCGGGCAGGGCUAAGAGAAGAGAAGCUAGCAAGCAUAAUGAGCAAAUUACCUCUGUCAUCCUCAAAAAAAAUAGAAGCUGUUCAAACACAACAUUCAUCAAGUCUUAUAGCUGGGCACUCAGGACCAGUACCAAAGAAAUCCCAGGAUUUGCUUCAGACUGGUAUCUCUUCAGGCCUUAUUGCUGGAUCCUCAAUUCAGAAUCCCAAGGUUUCCUUGGAACCAUUGCCAGCCAAGCUUCUGCAGCAAGGGUUACAGAGGUCAAGUCAAAUACAAGCUGCUUCCUCUUCCCAGACCCAUAUUUCUUCUUCCUGUAAAGGGCAAGCUACAGCUUCUCCUGCUUCACAAAGGCCAAAGGAUACAGUUGUGCUUGUAACCUCCUCAGAAGUCCAAAGCUGUGGCUCCUCAACAGUACAAGUAGGAAAAGUUCACCAGCAGUCCACUGCCCAACAAAAAUAUGUGUCUCCUCUACAAGUAACUAUUAGUAAAUCUCAAACCAAUCCUGUGGUAAAAUUAAGUAGCAAUCCCAAACUUUCCUGUUCUUCCCCAGUAACCAAGACUUCAGAUAAACCAGUAGUAUACCGCCUUCCUUUGUCUAAUGCCACCUCUGGGAGUUCCCAAAUGGUUCACCCACUUGUGUCUCGGACAACAUCCAGCACCUCUACCUCUAGUAAUUAUUUGGCCAAGGCCAUGGUAUCACAAGUUUCUGCCCAGGGUUUCAAGCCUCCUUUCUCCAUGGUUCCCUCUCCUAAACCUGCUGCCUCUCCUAAACCCUCAGCAUCCAAGCCUUCUGUAACAUCCAAACCUACUGCAUCUCUUAAAUUGCCCUCAUCUAAGUCCACCUCUACAACCAAGCCCAUAUCAUCUCCCAGUUCUUCCAGUCCAAGUACACUAGUAUCCCAGAACAGUCACUCCAACAACAGCAAUUCCCUUCAUAAACAGUCCAGUGGAGUAAGUGUCAGCAGACAAUCUCCCACAAUUAAUUUACUUUCCUCUAACCGAACCUCAGGCCUUCAACCAGCAAAGAAUCCUCAGCCCCCUUCUAAAUUAUCCAAUUCCUCUGCUUCUGGAACUGCUGGCAAAAAUAACUUGAGUGGAGUUGGAUUGAAUGUACCUAUCAAUAGGGGCAGCAGCUUAAAUUCAAGUGGGGCUAGUAGGACUAAUCUCUCUGGAGCAGCAGGAAGUGGAGCACAGGGUGCUACUAAACAAUUAUCAACUCCACAUAGACCAUCUUCUGCCUCAGGGUCUACAGUUAUACCAGCCAGUGUACAGUCAACAACAGGUGCAUCAUUACUGGCAAAUGCUUCACCUUUGACUCUCAUGACAUCACCAUUGUCUGUAACCAGUCAGAAUGUGACAUCUGCUCCACUGACUCCUUUUGGGAUGCUGGGGAGCCUUGUUCCGGUGACUAUGCCCUUUCAGUUUCCAUUGGAGCUUCUUAGCUUUGGAACAGACACGGCUGGAGUGACAACCACCUCGGGAUCUACCUCAGCAGCUUUCCACCAUAGUCUAACUCAGAAUUUAUUGAAGGGUUUACAGCCAGGAGCUCAGCAUUCAGCAGCACUGUCUCAUACACCUCUGCCUGCUCAUUUGCAGCAAGCUUAUCCAGAUGGCCAAAGCAAAGUGGAUGCUAAGUUACAGAGGAAAACCCAGUGAUGUCCUGAUAAGUAAGGGAGUAAAUGUGGUUCUACUUUGCUGAUGGAAAAUGACCAGUUGGGAAAGUGCUUACAUGGACACAGAGCUGCUGUUUCUGUCAAUGUUUACAUAUUCUGAUCCUAAGCACUGUGGUGAGGAGAAAAAAACAAUACUUGAUCAAAGAGAGAAGAAAAAGGAGGAAAGUGUUCUUAUAAAAAACGCAUAGUUUGAUUUUGUUUCCAGGACAAUUCUCAAAGCCUUUUAUCCUGAUUGUCUCAGAAAGGGUUGGCCAAACAGGUUCAGUUGUCAAACCUACAGCAACACAAACCUUUUUGCAGGUUGAUACCUGAUAAAGGAACUGUGAAAGGAAACUAAAAUAGACAUCUGUAUCCACCAUGCAAGUAAGGCCAUCCAUCCUAUUCAGACAAGUGGAGGCCCCAGGGAAGUCUACAAGCUAUGCCAGUUAGGAACAUUCUCUGCAGGUUUGAAUAAUGUGAAGUAUAGAGGAGAAAAAGUUUUGUAUGAGCAUAAAGGAAGUAUGUAUUUUCUUCACACAAAGUCAAGGCUGCUUGUUCACUAUUCCUCUUUGAAGAGCCUGAAUAUUAUAAAUAACUUAUUUGGAGUAGUAUUUUCCCUAGCUACUGUAACUGAUCAGGACAGAGAUUAAAAAUGGAGGGUGUGUUAUAAGCUGAUACAUUCCACACUUCAGUGGAACUUAAAAUCUUCAAUUUACUAUCAGAAAUUCAAACAUAAGAUAAGCAUGAAUUGGCCUUAUCAAAGCAUACCUUUGUUUUCAGUAUCUUUGAAGAAAGAUUUAUUUUAUCGCCCUUAGAUUUGCUGGACCAUUUCAGAGUUGCCUUAUUUUUCAUAUAUUAAUAGAAUGUAGAAAUUUUCCAUUUCUCUCCUCCGUGAAGGUAGUCUCUGAUUCUUCUCCCUCUUCUAAUAGCUCUGAGAAGUGAUGUGCUGUAUUGAUUUCUAGCAAAUAAGAACUACUUGCAACACUUAAGAAGACCUUUUAUCAGAAAAGGUUCAAAGCUGUCCCCAAAGUGUAUAGUUGAGGUGCCUUCUGCUUAGGCUUUAACAUUCUUAUUCCCAGUAUUCUUUAGAUCGGCAUAGCUGGGAGAUACUUGAUUUGUUGUUGCAUGAACAUACAACUUUUAGGCUGGCUUUGAUUUUGAAAUCAAUAUGUUAGAGGUCUAGGAAAGAAUUGUAGGAACUGCUUUGUAUUGCACUCAUUAAUUAGUACAGAAGAAAUGUGUGUGUCAGAAUAUAAUUCUGGGAGGAAAAGUCAAAACAAUGAUACAUUAUGUUGUAAAAUCUUUAGGGGUGGUUAAGUCUAUAAAUUAUUAGUCCCAAAAACUAAAGCAUUUUCUUUAAUUUAAAUCUGUUAUUUCAUUUUUAGUAAGAGUUGAUUUUUUAAACAUUUCUGGAGAUUGGUCAUUACCCAGCAAAAAUAUGUGCAUAUGCCAGCAUGUUUAGCUGGAGGUUUCUUUGACUCCCAACUGCAAUCUCUUGCGCUGCUGAAAAAGGAAGCCACAUUUUAAAAAGACAAGUAGUUUAUCUAUUGAGCAGCACUAGUGGCUACAGUAUGAGGCUCAGUAAUAUCUAUGGCUUCCUAUAGAGUUCUACUUCUUAUAUGCAUAUAGUUUUACUUUAUGGUGGCCAAGGUAACCCUUCUGCUAUCUUGUGACUGACGUGUAUUCAGUUAUCAAGUUUACAGAGAUAUGUUAUUUCAUCUUACAAAGAUUAGAUAGCUAAUCUUACUGAUUCAGAUUACUACUUAUCAUAUUUGUAAAACAUGUGUCUAUUUAAAUAAUAUAUAAACACAGUAACUGAAUGUUGGGUUGACCCUAUAAAUUUUUUUAAAACUUGCACAGAGUAUGGAUUAAAAAUAAAGUCAAAUCAGUCUUGAAUAGAAGGUAAACAAAGGGCUUUUUUAAAAAAUAACUUUAUGGUAGUUUGGUAGAAGAAACUACAAAGUGUAUAGUUCAGAAUGUUUUUUGCAUCUCCAAAGCCUUUGAUUCUUUCCCCUUCUCCAUUCAAUAUUAAUUGGUUAAUUUUAUUCUCUUGCUUGAUUUAUCUUCAUUUCAAAGGUAAGCAAAAUGUUCUCCAUGAGCAUAUCCUGCAAAUAGCCAAAAUAUACUGUUCUCUCUGAGGACGUAUUGUUACAUCAUUAGUUAUUUCCUUAUGGCAACUUCAAAUCUGUGUAUGCAUGAAUGUACACACACAUAAAUAAAAAAAAUACAUUUGGAAGAUAAGCUUAAGAUAGAAAAAUAUAUUUGCAACAGUGGUUUUAAAGUACCAUAAAUGAAAUGAAAUGUUCCUAGAAGAAUUAGGCAUACAGAGACCCUAACAUUCCAUAUUACCUUAUGAAAACUAGAUGUUAAGUCAUUAAUACUUUUCAGCUUUAGUUUUCCUUGAUUUACAAUGAGAGAAAGUGUGGAAGGUAAAAACAUUUUUAAAUAGAGAUUUACCUUUUGUUUCCAGGCAUUUUUCACUUCUAGAAAUAAUGCACAGCACGGAAUAGAAUUAGGAGGAGUUGUGUUUCUGAUUAUGUUUUUCUAUAUAUUUAAAGCAAAACAUUUGGUGGCAGAACAGGUUUAUGUGUUUAAGAUACCAGAGAGAGAAAAAUUUCCCAUAAAACCAAAUAACACAAGUGGCUUUCUUGUUGCUCUCCAAUAUAUCUCAUAUAGAAUUUGAUGAAAGCACAUUGAUUUGAAUUUAUGAUUCUUAUUACAUAGCAUGCAACUGGGGCCUCUUUGUUUUGCUGAGUAUAUGAAGAGAGUUCAGCUCUUUUCAGCUUGAUAGCAAACUAGAAUAUCUGGAGGUAUAAUGCAAUGAAAGUCGUGAUAGAAGACAAUUACUCUUUAUGUUCUCAGUAAAACAAGAACUUUGUAGUUGGAAUGAAUCUAAAUGGUAACUCCAUGACUUUCUCUGCAAUGGGCAUAAGGACAUGAACAAGACAGUCAAAACUGAAAAAAGCAGAUAGGAUAUCAGCACCAUUACAAUGCAAGUGAGGUACACUUCCUGCAUAGCAAUUUUUCAUUUAGGUAUUUUUAAGAGCAUAGUUUGUCUUAAAUGUAUUUGGAGAUUUAAACAGCUCUUACAUUAAAACUGUUCAGUAUUCAUAGCAAUAAAAGGUAAAGCUUUCAUUUCUGAAUUUAAAUUAUUUUGAGACGUAGAGCUAAAAUAGUGACCUUACACUGAGCCUCAAAUAUAAGCAAUAAUUUUGAAAUACAGGUUUUGAAUUUCAGAAUCAUUUAAAUUGUGUUUUUUGCCCCAAUGGGGACAGUUAGCAAUUCCUUAGGUUAUCUUGGAUCUUUAUGAAGUAUGGAGAAAGGAUAUAAACAAUGAACAAAGAAAUGUCUUAAUGCAUUCUUCCAUCCCCAAGGUAAUAUUUGAUGGCUUAAAGCAUUCCUUUUUCAGCCUUUUAUAUUGUCUUGCCUCCAGCAAGACAGAUGGGAAUGUUGAGUCAAAAUCUCAGGUGUGGGUGCUGUGGGUUUGACAUCUGUUUCCAUGAAAUUAGAAAGGGUUUAAUCUAUUCAAUAGGCUAUGAAUGGGGCAGGCAAUCGCAGUGUGCUUCCUCAUACUCUUAGCUGACUAAUCCAACCUCCAUUUAGCCUCUCCAUUUGAUCCAAAAGAGUUGAUAUGAAAAUAAAGAAUUUGCAACUCCCAAGCUACCAUGAGUUAUAUUGAACCAUAACCAGAUGAUAGUUUGUUAGGACUCCCAGCUAUCUUACUAUGUUUGCUGCUACAUUCAUUAAAAUAAUUUUUGAUUAUAUUUAUAAAUACAUUUAAAUCUAGUUUACACAGUGAUUUUAGAACUGUUUGCCCACAUAAAGUUUAGGAUGUUAGUUUUUUGGAAUAUUGACAAAUGAUAUAGUGAUUACUUUUAUUUUUGAACUUUUCAGGAUAGUAGUGCAGGAAAAAAAAUCAAAAAAAUUUUCACCUAAAUAUCUUGUUAUGUUGGAGGUCACAGAACACUUUUUAUUUUCUAAAAUCUUAACACAAAGGUCAGAAUAAUAAACAGAUAUCAAACAAUGUUUAUGCAAUUAUAACUUUAAGAUGACCUUUAGAUUUUUUUUAUACUUUAGUUCUGUCUCUGAAUGGGGUUACCCCUCCAACUUACUUGAUUCAGGCCUUUGGUUAAGUGCCUUUUCUUUUUGUUCCCUCUUCUUCCCACAAAGUAUACUCAGAGGUCCUAAAGUGUUUGGAGGUAUUUGGAAAAACCUUGAUCCUGCCAAGAUGACUUUAUGCUGUUAAAGUAAUGUUUCCCUUCUGUAAUUAGUGUUCAGUAUAUGUAAUGUUAUAGCUGCUGUUGCAUAACAGUCAUUCUUAUGUGCUUGUUCUUCGCACACAGCACUAUUUUCCUUAUGUUGAAUCUGUUUUUUGUAGUAUUAAUGUUUACUUCUAAAAAUGAACUUUGGCACAAUUUAAGAAUAUAAACAGUGUAUUUGAGCAACUGUAAUGAAGUGGUUCGUAGUACACUAAGCCAUUCCCACUGGAGUUUCAGAUUGUAAUUUAAAAUGUCAUCCUAGUGAUAAUGUUGAACUGGCCUUCUAAAAUUUGGCAUUUUUCCCUGUGACAGAUAAAGCUUGUGGCAGAAAAUAGAGCAGAAUAUUUCUUCACAUUAAAAAAAAGUUAUAAAGAAUUUAUAUUUGAAUGGUUACAGUUUACAUCAAACGAGUGGACAAUAAAAAUAUCUUAAAUUUCUGCAAUAAAAGUAUUUUCAUAUGGCCUUGCUCUGCUGCAUGAGAAGCCUACUGCUUUCAGAUCCUAGGAAGCUGCCUGUUGAUAGUGACAGUGAUUUAAUCUUUUAAAUUAAAAUUUUAAUUUCCCAUGAACCAAAUACAGUGAGAGCUUCUUUGCAUUGCUCAGAUAUGUAUCUUAAGAUAUAUUGUAAUUAGUCACAAAAUUUUGCUUUAAAUAACAAACUGGCUAAAUAAAAGAAUAGCAGUAUACUUUUAAACAAAGAAUCACAACAAGAUUUCAUUAUAAAUUUUUUUAACAAAAUCUAUUAAGAACUGUGACAUGUAAGAAUGCAACUUAAAAUAAGUAAUACAUUUUAAAGCUUUUUAUUAUAUUUGUAAAACUUCAAUCUUUUAAACUAUAUUAUUGCUAAGGUUCUACUUAACUUUAAAACAAAUAUAAGUUGCAUUCUAUCUCAAAUUCUGAAUGGAUGGUUGAAUACUCAAAUAAUAUUGAAUAUUGCUAGACAUUAAACAACUAUCUUUUGUUCAGAGAAAGCAAUUCAGCAUGACUGAGGGAUAUAAGGUAUUUUAUGUAAUCAGUUAACAUAUUUCUAAUUGCAGUGGCAGAUAAGAGAGGAGACUGAAUCUCCUUCAAGAGUCUAAAGAAACUUCCCUAUAGAAAGGAAAUUUUUACUAGGAAGAAAGGGAUGAGUUGCUAUGCUAUGGCUUAUUGUAAACCAUAUAUUUGGCUUAAAAUUGAGUUUUCCCAACUUUGAACCAUCUAUUCCUAAUUUUUAAUAAUUAUUUUCUGAAUGCAUUUCUCAGGACACUAUUGCUCAGUUUUUUUUCUUAUACCUUUUACCAGUCUUUGGAAGUUGGAGAAACUUGUGUUGAGACUUGAAGAAAUCACCUAGAAUAAUCUAUUUAAAUAUGAAUUUGAUUUAGAUUUCAGCACAUGGAAGGUGACUGGCAGAAGUGAAUGCCUCAAUAACAGUCACUCCAGAUGCCAGAAAUUAAUAUAGGUCAGGACAAACUGUAAUGCGGAGAGCUGAGGGAACAGGAUACCUGAAAACCUAGGAGAACCUUCUGCAAAGAGCUCUUCUGCCAGCCCUCUUGCAGAUACCUAAAUCUGUGUUUAGAUAAUUACCAAUUGUUUCUUUUAAUUGAAUUAUAUUUUCUUCAGCCAUAGCAGAAAACUCAGCUUCUCCAUUUUCAUCUGGGGCAGUUUUUGUGCAAUGAGUAUCUUUGCUCCAUGUAACAAAAACAAAUUUCUGAAGCUUUCCAUUCCCAUUAUAAUCUUUAAUCCUUGCAGUGCUGCUGAAACAACAUUUAUAAUUUAGUGUACACUACAUGUUACAAAGCUUCACCUUUUCAGUACACUAGGCAUUUUAAUUUGGUGUGCUAAAAAAGAGAAUAUUUGGUUCUCUUUGUCAUACAUUGGAAUAAAUUGGGAAAAGCCAGCUAGUUUAAAGUAAAGAUUGUAGGUAAGGCUCUCAGAACUUAAGAGAUGGCUGGUCUUUAGUACAGUAGCAUUUUAUUAUCAGCCCAGCCUUUCUCUGUAAGGCCUUAGUUUGGUUUUAGUAAGUAAAACUAUGCAUAUUACAAAAUCCUUGCUUAGUGUUACAGAUAUUUUCCUUCUGCUAUUGUAACAUCUACCCAAAGAAACAUGACAAAGCUUUUUGAAUGUGUGUGUAAUAUGGAAAUAUUUUUGUAAAAAUGAAAUUAAAUUCUAAAUAGCAGGAACACAUUCUCUAGUACAAUGAUAGGGUUCUGAGAGACUUUUGGAGGCUUUUAAAAUCUGAUGGUGAUAUGCUUUGACUGACUAUAAUCAAAGAUACAGACAUAGAAUAUAAUCACCCAUUUGAAAUUAGUAAAUCUGUAAGUAAGUAAAUAUUUUACCUGUACAGAGAGAGGAUAGUUAAUUAUAUCUCCAUCCACAUAGAUUCUUCUUCAGAGAAGUGGUCUGAGUAUCCCUCUCUCCCCUCUGGCACCUUUCAACAGUGGACUUCUCUUGGAUUGAAGAAUCCAGAGAAUUAAGCAUCAUGUUAUGGAAGCUAGUGCACUUUUUUUGCAUAUAUACUCAGUGUUGAAGGAAGAUUUUAGUAUUUCGAAAACUUGUUAGUUAAAAGUCAAGAACAUUUACUCAAAAUAACUUCCCUUUAAAUUGCUGAGCAGUGUUACAUAUUGGAUCCAUCCCUCAAACAUGUUUUAAUCAUAUUCAGUACCUGGGUAACCCAUUUAAAAAUUAAAAAGUUUAAUGUUAGGAUUUUCUAAGUUGUAAGAUGAAUUCUGCAGUUGGACAUUGAUAUGGUUAUAAGUAUGAAGCACUGAGCUGAACUCAUCAUUCCAGAAAACAACGUGCUUUUCAUAAAUGGAUUCUAACAACAGUGGAGCUUUCAAGUUAAAAAAAAAAUUAGCAAUUCUAUUUCAGUAUUUUCCUCCUGAUAGAAACAAUAUUUUUGAAUAGUUUUUCAAUUUUCAUAAAAAAAACCUUAAAAUAUCAAGCAAGGAGACCUUAUCAUUAAUUGACAAACUUGAUCCACUGAUACUUCUGGAACAGUUAUAGAUUUUGUAUAUGGACUUCCUUAAGGUAGCUAUUUUUUAUCAAGUAGUGGUGCUAUAAUUAUCCAUGCCUGGUAAACAUAUCUGAAGCAGUUAUUCUGUUCUGUGUAUAGCUUGGCUCUAUCUUUGAAAGUUAGAACCUGAGUAUUUCUGAAACUCGUGGUGAGGUCUGAGCCAUGUGGGAAGAGUAUUUGUCUUCCUUGUGACAUGUUCUCCAUGCAACAAAUAUGUAGCUGCUCUCAAUAAGAGGGCUUGAAUAGUUAGACACACCUAUUUAGUGACUGGUGCCAACUGUGUUUUGGCUUGGUUUUUAAGGAAAUGUGUUCUAUUGACCUGAAAAUUUUAAAAGAAAGAAUUGAUCUUUUCCUCCUAUUUCAAUGAUUCCAAACACAGUAUUUGAAUUAUUAUUUUUUCCAUAAUAAUCUCAGGACCUGAAAGAUUGUAACAUAGUGUGUCUUAAAAGAUGUACUGCACCAGCCAUGAAUUUUGUAAAUAACCCUUUCACCCUCCUUUUUAUAUAUAUAUUUUAAAGUAUGUUAGGCUCCUUAUCAGAAGACCUGGUGCCUGCUUACUUUCCAUGUAAAACUGGAGUAGGAAAAAGGGAAAGCUGCUGCCACAAAAAGCCUAUGCCAGUUCUGAAUGUGUAUUCAGGUCCUUUCCAGUUUCAAAAUGCAAUUAAAUUAACUGGGAAACAACUACUUUCCUCUUAGUACAUUUUAUCAUGUCACGGGCCUGAAAAAUAAAAUGGUGAAUAACAUGUAUUUGCUCCAAAAGCUCAUAGAGUUUUCUAGAAGAGUGAUUUUACUUCAAAGGUUUGCCUGCUUCUAUAGUCCAGGAAUUUCUCUCUCAAUUUCACUUUUUCAAACAGGGUGCAGAUUAUUAUUAUUAUUAUUAUUAUUAUUAUUAUUAUUAUUUUGGCUGGAGGCUUCAUCUGAGAAUCCAUCUGUAGCUAACUAGCAGAUAUUUGAUCAGAAGUGGGAGCCUUGUUCAACUGAGAGUAGAUGUGCCUGUCUUUAAAUGUGGCAGGACUUUCAUGAGUGUUUUUCUUUUGUAUGUGUCAUGUGUCUGUGCUGUAUUAAAUAAAGAGGAAUGUACAUAUA
Candoia aspera is the source of this 12364-nucleotide messenger RNA. It is a transcript of the gene UBN2, whose product is annotated as ubinuclein 2. Bases 1 to 4032 code for a protein of 1343 amino acids. The transcript has 17 exons. NCBI's taxonomy places the organism in Eukaryota, Metazoa, Chordata, Lepidosauria, Squamata, Candoiidae. Gene Ontology annotation, biological process: chromatin organization. Gene Ontology annotation, cellular component: nucleus. The record is from RefSeq and is a predicted model, not a curated record.